AAUAAUGAAGUCUGGCAGAUUCGGUAUCUGUCUACAUCAAAUAUUUUUUACCGGUGAGAAGAAAAUAACAAGUGUCAUCGUUCCUGGCUGUGGGCACACCCUUCGUUCAUGUAAGGCUCCGGACAUGUCACAAUCGACGUACCAGACGCGAUUUAUGACUCGAAUUGCCGAUGGGACAUCUGGAAUUAGAGGAGGGCGUUCAAAGGAUGACUGUCUUACAUCCAACUUGCUUCACGUCGUCCUAGGAACUCUUUGGCACCAUUGAGAGGAGUAUGCACUGCUGUAGAUUGGGCUCUUUAUCAUCGUCAUCAUCAUCAUAUUUUAUGUUGCAAAUGAGUCUGUCAAAGCACAGGAUACCACCCACGCCCACGAGUCCAUAAUACUUGCGAGCUGAUGACGCAUGAGAGUUGAUCUAUGCUGUUGUCGGCCUCAGCCAGUCAUUGUGGUGUGUCCUUCUUGAUUGUCAUCUCCUUCGGUACUUCGGCAGCUGGUUAUCUAUCCGUCACGCUCUUAGGUUUAAACCUCGUAUUCGUCCACACUUUCCCUCUGUUUAUAUUUCAAACCGGUUCUCGUCCACUGGCAUGUACGUUUGUGGCCAUCUUACGAUGGCCUGUCUACUCGCUGUCACAUGUCCACGAGGAAAUUGCCUACGAUCUACUCACUGCGUGGGGGAUGUAAUUCGCACUCUUAUCGUGCAUUUAUCGACCUCCUUGCAGAUCAAGCACGCUAGUUGCGGACUACUUUUACAAGAGUUGCCUUAAUUAUAAGAUGAUUUUGCUACGUGUGUACCACUCGUGACAAGAUAUUAAAUCAGAUAUACAAAUUUAGGGUACUCGCGAGUAUUACAGGAACUCCUGACGAGGGGCUACUGGCUCGCCCAGAUACUUCGAUUCCAUGAUCGACGCGUUCACGUACAGCAUCUCUAGCGUGGCUCUGUUCGAACUCUCUCAGUGCUUUGUCCCUGGACAGUUGCAUGGUGAAUCGUGCAUCGACUAUAUACACGUCUCGUGCCAUUACGACCUCAAUUUAUCGCUUUUCCGAGGCUGCAGGUCGUUUGCUCUCAGUUCUUAACUUGCAUUCUCUGCGCUGUGAUCUCAGUCCCGAAUUCGCAUUCUCUCGGCUGUGGACUCUCUCUCUUUCCUGCAGGCGAUACUAAGAGAUGGAAUCAAGUGGUCGGGGGCACCGAGAUGGAGUAGAGAUUACAUCGAUUGGCGUUCUUUACCAAGGUUUAUUAGAAAAGAAGUACUGGAGUAGCUCUCGGGGGAAGGAAAAGUAUCCUUAUCCCGUUGGAUAUCAAGCUACCCGGUGGCAUGGAGGACACUGCUAUUACAUGGAAGUUACAGAGGGUGCCAGAGGACCUUCAUUUGUGGUCAAGUGUGAAGAGGGCAUUAUAUGCUCAGGUCAGACUCCUUCUGUGGCUUGGGAGGAUAUUUUGAAAAAGAAACACGUUGGAGCAAAGAGGGUCCUUGUAAGGAGUUCAUGUGCCAGCAUUGAUGGCGCUGAGAUGUUCGGCUUCACGAAUCCCUUGGUUCAACGUCUUUGCAGAGAUUUAGUUGUAUCGGCAAUUGGUGCUGCAGAAAAUAGCAAUACCUUGCCAGGUGAGGAAGAUGCUGCUGAAGGUGCACGUAGGAAUGCUGGACUUUUGGCAGAGUCAAGCCAGAAGUCUCCUGCUAAAGCAAGUCGAGGAAAGAAGUUGCUAUCACCACCCAAAGUCAAAAAUUUAGGGGACGGUGCUGAGGCAAAGGAAAAGAAUGCGAAGCAGACUGUAGCUCUGCAGGUUCUGGAGGAAGCACAGGGGAGCAAAGAAGCCAAGAAGCAGAGACUGAAAAGGCCGGCUAGAGACAGUGUGGAAAGGUCUGAAUCUGUGAAGGUAGAGAAGCGGGCCCAGUUAGUUUCUCCCGAGAAAGAUUUUAAUGCAUUUCAUUCUCAUUCAGAAGAUGAAGAUGUGCCAGUACACAGCACAAGGAGUAAACGGUCUAGAAUACCAAAGUCAAAAGAAGGUCCUCUUUCUGCUGAAGGUACGGAGCCUGUAGGUUCUUCCCCAAAUAUAAACAGCGCAAUUUCCAGGAAAGUGAAAUCCCCGACCAUAGGGGCCAAGCGGAUGAAAGGUGAAGAUGCACCGGAAGGGCAAAACCCCAAAGAUUCAGUGCAUGUCAACACACCUCCUGGGGUACCAGAUGGAGACAGGCAAAAGGAUGCGAUCUUUUCUACUCUUAAGGACAUUCAGCAAUCUUCUGCAGCCUAUGAAUCCAAGGGCGUAUCAGUCAGUCAAUUGACCAUAAGUGUUCCUGCUCAAAUGACGGCUGUUUCCGAUCCAGCCAAUGUCGAUGAAUCUUCUCCGAAAGUUACUAGCGGCAAGAAGAAGAGGAUGAAGCUUGGGAAGCCCCAGAAGAUUGUUGAUAGUAUUAAGCAUGAAAAGUAUGAUACUGAAGUGGACCUCACUCAGAGUGAGGGUUUUCUGUCUAUCGACUUGAUGUGUCCGAGCGCCGAAGACAUGAAAAAGCAAACUUCUGAAAGUGCUCCUGCACAAGGUUACGAGGAUUUCUCUUCCAAGCAAGAUGGGUAUCUCAUGCUACUUGCAGCUUGCAAGGUGGCUGAAGUUGAACAGGAGAAUGUUACGAGGGAGAAGACUGGUACCUCGGAUGUCAGGAGAAAAAGACCAAUAUGUGACUUAGACUUGACCUUGAAGGCUACAAACGCAACAUCGAGUUCCGAAAAUGUCUCCACCUCUAGCAAGGCGCCGCGGUUAAGCGAGGGGGUUAUUGCGGGUGUAAACGAAUUUGUCACCACAAGCUCAGAUCUGGUGCUGAAUGUUCAGCCUUCGCAGAGCUUCAGUUCAGAUGGAAGACCUUGUAGAGACUCUAUACAAAUCAGAGCUGGCUUGUUUGACAUCAAUUUGUCACCGACGGAGUCGCCGCGUGGAGACCAUCCAUUCACUGUUCUGCAACCCAAAGAAUAUGCCAUCAGUCAUGAGAAGCUGGAGGACAACCAGAUUGGUAAUGGUUUAGGUGAGAGAGUUUUGAUCCAGAGGAACACUCAAAUUGUGCAGGCGGUGGAAAGUUUGGAGAAGUCUUUGGAAAAAGAAGGUGGAAGUGGAUUCGGUCAUAUUUCAGAAAGGCUUCAUGGACUCGAUCAUAACAGUGUUGUCCACACGACAGGCAGCGUCCAUACUAGCGUGAAGUUGCAAGAGCUUUCUGGAGAAAGUUUGUCACCUAAGGAACAACACUCGAUAGUCCUGGAAGCAGCAAAACCUGGAGUCGAACAAGUGGAUGCAAGUCAGCAAGAUGAAGAUUGCAAGAAGCCCAUUGAAGAUCAUCCUGUUCUGAUGGAGAAGUCUGUUUUGGAGGAAAGGAGAAACGAUGGAAUCGUGACGUCUUGCUCCACGGUUACUGAAAGCUCAGCCACAUGCAUGGUCCUCACCACUGAUGUUUUACCACUCAAGAAGGACAUCAGUGGGUACUCUGGAAGUCCGUUAAAGAAUUUUGACCCUGGGCAAGUUGAUCCUGACGGGGAAAUUUCACCAGCGCUUGAGGUCAUGAUGAACCUUCAGAUUUCAGCUUCAGGGAUAGAAGUUUCAGACUCUGUGGAGUAUUCCGUUAUCGGACAAUCAAAAUUUUGUGCGGCCGAGGCUUCUAAACUGGAGACCACCUGCGACUUGCAGAUUGUAGAUCGUCCAGCGUGUGUAACAUUUAUUGAUGUAACUACCUGUGAUGAAGAGAUCAACCUGAAGAAACUGCAAGGGUCACCAAGCUUGACAAGUACUGCAGUUGAAGCACAGGGAAGCUUAAUCCUUCACGACAGCAUCAUUAGUUCACAAUCUGAAGCAGAAGGUACCAGCCAGCUUGUUGCCGUGGUCGAGAAUGCAGCAAGUACUGCAACAAUGAUCACUAUGGAUUGUUUCGAGGGAGUCAGUCAUGAACUGCGUAAACCAGUGGUCAAGGUGAAUGGCACUGAGACCGGUACUUUUGAGAGUUCCCUUCAGCAGCUAUAUUCAGAAGCUCUACCUGAUCAAUCUGCAAGUCUAGCGAGGGAGACGAAGUACUAUAACGAGGUUCGUCCUAAAGGGAUCAAGCAAGACAACGUGGCCACGGUACUGGAUACCCAUCAUCCCCAAGACGUAGUCUCGCCCACGGGAACUGCUUCUAUGACCAGUUUUGCUUCUCCGUCACAGACUAAUGAGUGUCCAUCAAAGAUACGGAUAAGUUCGAAUGAACUCUCUGAGUCCCUUCCCCCUUUCUCUACGUCUACAUCCGAAUCCUGUCUUGAUGCUGAAGCUACUAGGCUGGAGGGUGAAAGCAAAGGGGUAAACAAUGAUACCGGCUUGGUCAGUGGAGCAUCUCUAUACGAUAAGGGGGAUUUGCCAAUGGACUCUGCGGCUGAGGUUCAUUCUCGAAGGAAAUCUGAAUAUGGCAACGCACAUUCAGAGCGCUCGGAAAAAGGAAGUAUGAAUUCUGAGAGGCAGAUUCCAUUGAUGGAUAUGGAUUCUGGAGCUGUACCUGCUAACCAGGUGGACUUCGGUCGUUCUGUCUCAGCUGAGGUAAGAAAACAGAGUACUGAAGCUGAAGCUACUAGGCUGGAGAGUAUAGGCAGGAGGGUGAGCAAAGAGGUAGUGACUGAAAGUGACAUGGCCAGUGGAGCAUACCUGAACGGUAAGGAAGACUCGCCCACAAAUUCUGCGGAUACGACUCACGUACUAAGAACGUAUGGAGGACAAAGCGCACAUCCAGACCACUUAGUAAGAGGAGGUGGGACGUUCUUGAGGCCGAUUCCAGAGACGGUCCUGGUUUCUUCAGCUGUCCCUGUCCCCUUGGAGUUGGAUCUUUGUGUCUCAGAUGAAAGAUCUACACGAGAUACUGAAGCUGAAGUUAUCAUACUGGAGAGUGAAAGCAAGGGCGCAGUGAAUGAAAAUGACAUGGUCAGUGGAGGAUCGCUAAAUGAUAAGACUGACUUGCCCACAGAGUCUGCGGAUGAGGUCCACUCACCGAGAAAAUCUGAAGUUGACGUUAAACAUCCACACGACUUAGAGAGUGGAGAUAGGACAUUCCAGAAACAGACUCCAGAGACCGCUGUGGUUUGUCCAGCUGUCCAAGUUGUUCAGGUAGAGUCUGGUCUUUGUGUCUCAGCUGAGAGAUCCUCAUGUGCCAUGGGGGAAGGAGCGAUGGCCUUUGGAUCUGAACUUGGACGUAACUCAGAAGACCUGAGCGAGAAAGGUGUGAAUACAGAUCCCACAUCAAACCAGGUGGAAGAUAUAAUAGCACAAAGUCUCUCUGGAAUGAAUGUCGAGGUUCCGUCCUUGGAUGUAGAUGGAUCUGAGGAAGCUGGAGAUCGACCCGAGAAAGACGUGAAUGUCAUCACGCAUGGAACUCUUGACGUAGAGAUGGUGUCUUCAGCGCCAUCUAUUGACAUGAUGCACUCUGCCGUAAGUGGUUCAAGCGAAAGCAGAGAACAAGGUUCAAAGGAGGAACUUGUCCCUAGAUCAAUGGAAGCGGUGAAAGACACUGGUUCUGAAGGAGCAUGUGAAGUGGAGCAUGCCAGAGCGAAUCAUCCCGCCACAGUUCCAGGCUCAGUCCAGGAGAUCGGUGAACCACUAGAUGCCCCUUUUGAGGAACAUGUAGAUUUGCAGGUUUCUGGUUUGAAAGGCUGUACAGAAAGCGGAGACCAUCCAAACUCCCACAUCAGUGUCACGAUUACUCCUCUAAACUGGAACUUAGAGGCAGGGGUGGUUUCGUCCGAUCUAUUUGUUGACAAGAUGGGUUCUGAUUUUGGUGAUAGAGGUACACCUGUUUUGAUGGAGAAGCUUUCCCCUGCAUUUAUAGAGGACGUGAAGAACAUUGAAUCUGUCAUGGAAGUUGAUCAUGGGAAAGCCAGUGAGACUGACGUUGUCACGAUUUGCAGUCCAAAUCACCGAGUGAGUGAUAGCCCAUCUCAGGAAGGGGAAGGGCUGGAUGAUACAAGCCUCGAUCUAGCACGUAUUCCUGUAUUCGUCACUGCGGUUUAUGGUCCAGCUAAUAGUGGGGGACCUAAGGACGAGCAACCUGCUGUAAUAAAUCAAGGUGAAAUGCUCGUGCAAGGCGUUUUAUCCAACCUACCCUCGUCGACUGGAGAACGUAGUGAAGAUGGGAGUAGUAUCAGUCAACAGACGGAGACUGAGCGUCCUGUUUCAAAUUCAUGUAGAGAGGAGAUUGCGACUCAUGGGACUAACUCUAUCAGCUUGCCUGUAUCCGAUGUGGUCGUUCUUGUUGGGAAUCAUGAAGAAGUGGAUUCUCGCACGACCAGCAACCAAGAAGACUUAGUCAUGAUGGAAGUAGUCUGUUCUCUUCCUUCUCAGGUACAUAGCAGUGCGUCUUCAGAAAUCCUAGGUCAUAAGGCCGAGUCUGAUUCGGCUGGCCGAGAACUAACGACUUCGAUGAUGACUUUGCUUCUUCCUCAAGCAGUGCCAUUCCUGUCCAGUACGACUGGUAAGGAGAAGAAGCAAGUGCCAGUGCUGGGUAACUAUCCUUCUUCGAAGACUGAAGAUAUGGAUAUAGAAGCAACCGCUGCUUUGGUUCCUUCCGUCUGCCAGCAAGCCAACAUUUCUCUUAGAUCACUUGAAAGUCAGGUAAGCAAUGGAGAAGAACAUGCAUCGAAAACCAUGGUCGUCGCUCAACAACUGGAGGAAGUAAACGGUCCUGUUUUGAACCAGGAAGAAACUGUUACUGUUGGUGAUUCAGCAGCUGAGCUCUCAAUCGGAGGUCAUCCUGUGGUGACUGGUCCAAAAGUGAUUGCAGGUGUUCAAGUGACGUCAUUGAAUGGUAACUUUGAGGAGGAUACGCUUUCUAGUGAAGAAUCUCCAGUCAAGAAUAUCUCUUUUGGCAUCAUUGUAUCCAACGGAGAUGCCCAUAAAUUGGAAGGAGGAAAAGCGUGUGAAGUUCAAUCUGAAACGAACAGCCUCUUUCCAACUGUGGUGAAAGGAAACAGGUCAGAAGUUUGCAACCAGGAGCAUAUCCGUUCUGAUGUCUUACCGGAGUCUACGGAGGAUGACUGUGAGAUUUCUCAACCCGUACCGUUGUCCGGAGUGCUAGAUGCAGAGCUUUGCCAAGAUAAUGCGAGGGCAGUGAUCAUAACUGCAGUGAGAGAUGAUGUGGCUGACGAGGACCUAGAUAGCUGUUUCACAUCACAGAUUGCUCCUUUGAAUGAUAUUGAUACUCAGGAUUCUGUGAAGGUGAUUGGAUUGCAGUCUGAUCCAAGUUGGAAAUUGAGGACAUCAACAGACAUCAGCACUGUAGAAGGAGCUGCUCAAGUACAGCAUGAGGCCCAGGUCUGUACAAAAGCUAUGGACUCGGACCUUCUUGGUAGAAGUAUGGUCACCAAGGCGGAUAUGAAUGUCGAGGUAGCCUGUAUGCAGUUAGCUGGUUGUAUCAAACCAAGCAGCACUGACUUGCCAAGAGUAGAGAACUCAGAUUCUGAGAGGAUCGUGACUUCUCCAUCUGAUCUCAGAAUGAACCUGGCGAUAUCAACGAAAUUGAUGAUCAACGAUGAGACAUCUCUCGAUGACCAUCCAAGAGAUCAGGUCUUCGCAAGAAUUAGUCGCGAGAUGAAGGACCUUGGGGAAGGUCGAGAUGUUGACCUUGAAGAGUCUGAAAGAUGUCAAGAUUCGAUGUCGGUUGAAAAUGCACCUUAUCCUAGUAUUUCAUCUGGAAAGGUAGAAAACAAACCAGAAGGAUACAAGGGUUUACAAUCUGGGUCUCCCUUUUAUGAUUCUUCUGGUGGUAAUCUUGACCAAUCUGAAGAUACUUCUGCACUGCCAGCAGCUAUAUCAAGCUUGCCAGAGCAGGGCAUUCAAAGUGGUCGUGAGACUACUCAUAGUCCUCAACCGUCAUUCUCUUCAAAAUUGACCGGUGAAUCAGGCAAGAAAGAACCGUCCUAUUUUCAGAAGAUGGAGUUGCCCAUCAUCAUCGAACAUCCCACAAAAGUCUCGACCAUGGUUAUCAACGUCCGAGGUGAUGAGAUUAAGCUUUGUGUAUGUUGUGGUACCGGAAGUGAAAGGACUCUUUUUGUCUUCAAAGUCAAAUACAGAGAAGGUGAUCAUUUCGAACACCAACUUUUGACAGUUGUGGAGGCUACAUUUAAGAACAAUUACAAUGAAAUGGGGAAUAUAAAGCUGUACAAUGAGGAAUCAGGGCUGAGUUUUACACCAGAUGGACAACAGCUGAUUCUUCUAGAUUGUUUCAAGUUACGUGACUCCAGCACUGCAGAUUCCCACGAUGGUCAUGGAAUCACUAUAGUCUCUCUUGAGAAGGACUGUAAAGCAUCCACGCGGUUGAAAAGUGAUGGAGCUCUAUUAUGCCUUGUUGUACGGGAACCGCAACAUUUGAUUGCUGCAGGAGACGAUGGCCUUAUCAACCUUUGGGACAUGGAUCCUAGUUGGAGGAGUUUUGAGAAAAAAAUUCUGCUGCCAAAAGCAGCAAUUGACGGGGUUCCGUUUACAUCAGUAACAAGUCUCCUAAUUGUGCCACAUUUGCCACACAUGGUUGUUGGUUGUAACCCAAGUGGGUUCUUCGCAUUAUGGGAUAUCAACAGGAGAGCGUUGCUGUAUUCUUGCCAAAUGUUUGAUGACGUCCUUCUUAGAACUAGCUUGAUUGACAUGAGAACUGUGAAUUGGGAGCAGUUUGAUUCUCAAGGAGACCCUUUCUCUAACUGCAUCCCUCAAAAGACUUCCCACGGGGAAUCCCAGGAGUCCCUCUCUGAUCUGCCUCUGAUUGUUCUUCUGACCAUGGUCACUAGUAAAGAACGAUUUUUAUCGGAGAAGAAAGAGGAGGUUCUUAUCUCUGAGGAAAUCAAAUCUAUAGUUAGUGAAGAACACGCUGGCUUUUUCUCAAAGGAAAAAAAUUCAAAGGUUAUAGGGGCAGAUGUCUUAACUUUUCAUGAUGGGACGAAAGUCAGGAAGCAAGGGGUACCUCAGCAGCAAACUUGCGAUGCAACUAGAGUGGACCUGGAACCUCAAACGCAGGAGACCAAAGAUGAAGAGAUGGAGCUGAGAUCGAAAGAUUUCAAUAGCGCCGAUACGGAAGAUUACAGGGAGACUUCAGGACCAUGGGACUGCAAGACUGUGUUACUUCGAGGAGGUCGCAUAGUUUGCGGCCACGCCUUGUCUGACCGACCCACUUCUCUUUCGUCAAUGGGUUGUUAUGGUGUGAUGGGGACAGCCGCUGGUCUUGUGCAUCUGUGGGAUGUUGAGAAAGGCACUAAGGUUGCCCAACUUAAUGAUCUUGAAGGAUCUGCAAUCGUCAGUUUGGCGACGAGUUCAUCUUUGGCAGUACUAGCAACUGCUGGGGAGAACAAGCAGGUCAAUGUGUACCUCCAAAAGGACCACUUCGCUGAGGUUAUCAAGAAGACCUCUUGAUACCCACCGGCUUAAGGAUACUAUCGACCCCAGUCGUGUUGGAUCACAAUAUAUUGUAGUGUUGACAGUUCACUGGUCACUGAAUGUCUGCAAGGUCAUCAUAAUGGGUGAAGUUUUUACGAGAAUCUCUUUUGGUCGAUACAAUGUUAUCGCUGCGAAAGUGAGGGAUGGGACUGGACGAGGGUGCAGCUUGCACUUCUUGCUGUCUCUUUUCUCUCCAAGGUUUAAACCAUAUGUUGCCACCCAAAACCUGGUGUAUUAUCUCAGAGCUGUCUAGGAUAAGUACUGAGGCCGAAGAUUAACCGGUACUUCUUUAUGUUAGUCGGUUAGCUCCUUGGAAUGUGGUGGAGAAGCGGCUUACAAGCCUCUUGAUAUCUUGUAACUACCCAUAGGUAUUGGAUGCCAGGGAAUCUGUUGCUCUUCUUUGAAAACCAGUUGAGCAAUACGAAGUUGUUCCCCUGUUACUGCGGGUCUGUCCACUUUCCAACAGGCCACCGUGAAGGAGAAUUGAAUCUGGGCUGAAAACCUCAAGUCAUCUGGGUAUGGAUAUUUCAGAAAUAGAGUUUGUAACUACGCUUGUACAUGUUUAGUAGUAUUAGGAAAGGAUAUGUACCUGUCUUAUCAUUGGCAGACAAUAUUUAUAUACAUGCAAAUGAAAGAACGGAAUGAUCAUAAGAUGUA
Molecule: messenger RNA, 10063 nt
Organism: Marchantia polymorpha subsp. ruderalis
Lineage: Eukaryota; Viridiplantae; Streptophyta; Marchantiopsida; Marchantiales; Marchantiaceae
Source: the annotation of a GenBank genome assembly